UUUCAGUGUCCAUUCAUCUGUAAUUUUUGAGACUGCUUCAUUUUCGAAGCCUCCCGAACGCAAUCGAAGCCUCCGCCCCAAACCAGUCUACGUCUACAACUCAGUCAACAUCUCUACCACCGUCCUGCCACCAUGCCUGAGCUCCUUCCCAUCAACGGCGGGACAUACUAUUUAUGGAAAUAUGUACCAUCCGUUCCAGCCUCGGCAAUCUUCGCCAUAGCCUGGCUCGUCAUCGCGGCUCUUCUCAGCUGGCGCAUGCAUACGACGCGGACGUGGUUCUGCUCAGCCUUCAUCAUUGGAUGCUUCAUGGAGUUCGUCGGUUAUUGCGCGCGUGCCGCCGCCGGGAAUCACACCAAUGCAAUUGUGCCGUACGUCGUCCAGAGUACCAUGAUACUUCUUCCGCCUGCUCUCUUUGCUGCCACCAUCUACAUGUGCCUUGGACGUAUCAUCCUUGUCGUCGAGGCUUCACAUCUGUCCAUUAUCAGUCCCCGCUGGCUGACCGGCCUAUUCGUUACCGGCGACGUACUCUCAUUUAUAUUCCUUGGCAACUCAGCCCCGCUCACCAUCCUGAGUACCGACCAUCCUUUCCUGGCGAUCAUCGGGAAGUGGGCAGUCAUUGGAGGUCUGGCGAUUCAACUAAUCUCCUUCUCUUGUUUCGGCAUCACCGCAGUGAUUUUCCACUCUCGUAUUCGUAAACGUCCUACAGAAGCAUCCUUCCAGGUCGACCAGGCAUGGAUUAAGACUUUGCACAUGCUGUACGCUGUCAGUUUGCUUAUUAUUGUGCGUUCCAUCUUCCGUAUAAUAGAGUACGUCUCAGGCGAGAACAGCUACCUUUUAACGCACGAGUGGCCGCUCUACGUAUUCGACACAGUAACAAUGUUUGCUGUGGCCAUCGUUUUCUUCUUCCUGUACCCAAGCGAUAUCGUUAUUCGCAAGAUGAGCCACACUCCACUUCAAGAUUUCGAGCGCGAUGAAGGACUUGUACCAAAGUGUACUUAGGCAGAGCCGAGAAGACUCUUAUGUACCUUUAAAAUUAGCAAUAAGAAGCAGAAAGAUAGAGCACAGGAGGCUUAGCAUCAAUACAUCAUUAAGUUGCGACAUGUCAUUGGUAGUAAGCUGCUAGUUCUGUAAUUGAGGUGACAGCGAUAAUAGUUCCAAAGGUACACUGAUGUGCAGUGAGGGUACGGCUUGUGGAAAUACGCCUCUUAGAGGCAGUAGCUAUCAGCCUACUCCUCACCUGCAAUACAAACAUCUUAAUUCUUCUUGACGUUUGAAUCUACCUAUGAGAGAGCG
Paraphaeosphaeria sporulosa is the source of this 1293-nucleotide messenger RNA. RefSeq names its product RTA1 like protein. The record is from RefSeq and is a predicted model, not a curated record. Lineage: Eukaryota; Fungi; Ascomycota; Dothideomycetes; Pleosporales; Didymosphaeriaceae. Gene Ontology annotation, cellular component: membrane. The transcript has 2 exons. The coding region runs from base 133 to 999 and encodes 288 amino acids.